Messenger RNA from Melampsora larici-populina 98AG31, 798 nucleotides. RefSeq lists its product as uncharacterized. NCBI's taxonomy places the organism in Eukaryota, Fungi, Basidiomycota, Pucciniomycetes, Pucciniales, Melampsoraceae. The record is from RefSeq and is a predicted model, not a curated record. Bases 1 to 798 code for a protein of 265 amino acids. The transcript is spliced from 4 exons.
AUGGAACUCGAUCAACCUGAACCACCUGAAGAACUUUCCGAGAAAUCCAGUAAUCGCACACACUAUACUCGCUCUGCUAAGACAAAGUUGGUCACAGAAUGUUCCAUCGAAGUUAGUCAAGAUUCGGUUUCUUCGAAAUCCUCCAAUGCCACUGUUCAUGCCCCUGAAGGUGUUGUGGGAAAGACUUUAAUCAAUUCUCACACUCAGCAUGCGUUAUUUAAGCAUCUCCUUAUGAAUACUUCACAAGAAUAUCAAGCUUCAAUUGGUGUUGAAGCACUCUCUCAUUCAACCUCAACUAAAUGGAAACCGGUUUCUCCUUCUGAUGAAGUCUUGACAGAACUUCAAGUGGCAGUAGCAGGUCGGACAGACUUCACAAUCUCUGAAACUUCGAAAUUUGAGUCAACCGUUCAGUGGGAACAUGGAGGAAAGAACUUUACUCAAUUUUCAAAACAUAAGGGUAACAGUUAUGUACAGUUUGAAACUGGAGGACGAGUAAACUUUGGCACUAUUGAUGAAAUACUCCGUGUAGUUGGACUCGAUGAAUCACGGAACCCUUUCCGCUCCCUGCCCUAUUUGAAAGCUACAGUUAUGUACCAUUCAUAUCAAAAAGUCCAAUGUGUGCUAGUUGAUAAAAUGUUUGGACAUGUUGCUGUACAUGUGAAUCCCCCAAAUACGUUCAACAUAUCCCACGCAACAGUAUCAAUAGUUGCACUCAGAAGCAUGUUGUUUCCUCUUGUGAUUGGAAUCAUUUCCAUUCAAGUCUUUAUGUAUCAAGUGGCAAAUUUGAGGAGGACCUGA